GAUCUACGCGUGUGACGUAGAGCAGACGGACCAUGGCGCUGUGUAGCUCUGUGUGACAGGUUAGCAUCACCGAACACCUCCGGACGGACGCGUCUGCGCACUGACAUCCGCCGCAGGCAGACAUACCGCGGCGGGGUGACAAACAAGGAUGGGGUCCCGAAUCAAGGAGAGCCCCGAGUCCACGUAUGAGGUCUUCCUGGAGGUCUCACAACCAGGAAUACACACCUCAGGACCGGAGGUGAGGAGACAGUAUCCUGCAGAUUACACUGAUCAGGAAACUCUGAACACGGUGCCCAAAUUCUGCUUCCCCUUCAGCAUGGACAGCCUGACGGUGAACCAGGUGGGGCAGAACUUCACGUUUGUGUUGACGGACAUCGAGAGCAAACAGAGAUUUGGUUUUUGUCGUCUCUCUUCGGGGGCUCACACCUGCUACUGCAUCCUCAGCUACCUGCCGUGGUUUGAAGUCUUCUACAAGCUGCUGAAUAUCCUCGCUGAUUACACCAUCAAAGGACAGGAGAGUAACUGGCAGGAGCUGCUGGUGUCUCUACACACUCUUCCAAUCCCCGAGCCCGGAGUCCCCGUUCAUCUGGGUGUGCAUUCCUUCUUCACUGUUCCCGACACAGGGGAACUUCCCAGCAUACCUGAGAAUAGAAACCUAACAGAGUAUUUUGUAGCAGUAGACGUCAACAACAUGCUUCACCUGUACGCCAGCAUGCUUUACGAACGACGAAUCCUCAUCUGCUGUAGCAAACUGAGCACUUUAACCGCUUGUGUCCACGGCUCUGCAGCCAUGAUGUAUCCGAUGCACUGGCAACACGUUUACAUUCCUGUCCUGCCUCAACACCUGCUAGACUACUGCUGUGCCCCCAUGCCCUACCUCAUCGGAGUGCAUUCCAGCCUGAUGGAGAAAGUCCGAGGGAUGGCUCUGGAUGAUGUGGUGGUCCUGAAUGUGGACACAAACACCCUGGAAACCCCGUACGACGACCUCCAGAGUCUGCCCAACGACGUGGUUUCAUCUCUAAAAAGUCGUUUGAAGAAGGUUUCCACGACAACGGGAGACGGUGUAGCUCGGGCGUUCCUGAAGAGUCAGGCAGCUUUGUUCGGCAGCUACAGGAACGCUCUGCAGAUCGAACCGGGAGAGCCGAUCACGUUCAAUGAAGACACGUUUGUGAACCAUCGUUCCAGUGCCAUGAGACAGUUUCUGCUGAAUGCCAUCCAGCUGCAGCUCUUUAAACAGUUCAUUGACGGUCGGUUGGACUUGUUGAACGCAGGCGAAGGUUUCAGCGACAUCUUUGAGGAUGAGAUCAACAUGGGAGAGUACGCAGGCAGUGAUAAGACCUACCACCAGUGGCUCUUCACAGUGAAGAAAGGGGGCGGAGCCAUCUUCAACACGGUGAAGACCAGGGCAAACCCGGCCAUGAAGAACGCUUACAAGUUUGCUAAGGACCACGCCAAAAUGCGGAUCAAGGAAGUGAAGAGUCGACUGAAGCAGAAGGAGCAGGCAGAGAACGGGUUCCCAGCGACGGGGUCGGCAGCCAUCGACGACGACGACAACACGGCCGGGUUCACCUCGUCUACAGGCGGCGCAGUCAGGAGGGAGGGGCCUCUGCGAACACUGGAGGACCACCGGCCAAUCACUGUGCACUUUGGACAGGCUCGUCCUCCGAUGUUGCUGAAGAGGCCGAGCAGUAACGUGAGUCUGGAGAGCAGCGUCGACCACUCUCUCCGUCCCACUCGUCACUACACCGUCUUUCUCUCGGAGGAUUCGUCCGGAGACGAGCUCCAGUACGACGACGAAUCCAUCUCUGCUUUGCCCGACAGCUUUCUCUUCUCCGCCCCCUUCGAGUGGUCGCCUCUGCCUCAGCCGUACCGCUCCCUGAAGGAGGUGGAGUUAAUGGAAGCUGAUGAUCCCGGUUUUGGUGCAGAAAGUCACACGGCUCCUCCCAGUCCAGUCACCGAGAAGUUCUCCAACAUCAACCUGCUGGGGGACAUCUUUGGCUGCCAGGACGAGCCCGACGGCCAACACAUGACCCUCGCCAAAAGUCUGGAGGACCUGAGGACCCCCAAAGACUCGGAGGAGCUGCAGGCCAAGUUCACCUACCAGCGGAUGGACCUGACAGUCGGGGAACACUCACGGACUCUUCCGGGCCUCAAACUCUCCAACCUGUCUUACAACAAGCUGUGGAGCGUCGGAGCGGAGGAGUCCUCCCUGCCUGUGUCUGGUCCUCCGUCCUGCAGCAGACCUCCUUCUGUCCAGCUUCCUGUUCGGAGUGAAGCCCCCUCCCCGAGCCGAGACACCUCCAGCCCCGCCCCGGACCCUUUAGACCCCUCCUCCUCCUCUGGAAACAUCACCAUCCCGCGCCCCCACGGAAGGAAAACCCCGGAGUUAGGGGGCGUCCUGGCUCCUCCUGGGGCUCAGUCUCGCUCUAAACCUGAGGGAGGGUCUACGUGGGGGGGGCAGGAGUUCAGACAGGCCUUGACCUUGAGCACAGAUGGAGACUUGCUGAAGCCCUCCAGGCCUGAGGAGGACAACAUAGACCUGAUCAGCCUGCUGGACCCCCUGAAAAACUCUACACUAGCCAGCUCCGCCCCCCAGAGUGAUGGUGUGGGUGUGUCCCCAUCGUCCUGCAAACCCCCUCUUCCCCCCCGGCCGUAUCCUCAGGGCUUGCCCCCGUUCCCCCUGCACCCCCAGGUAUCACUGAACCCCUUCACCCCCUCCAUGCAGCACCCGUCCCCUCAGAUGCACUACGCCCCGACUGUCAGCGGGAACCCCUUCAGCUCAGUCUACAGACCCCCACCUGG
This is a messenger RNA of Labrus bergylta (ballan wrasse), 2802 nucleotides long. RefSeq names its product DENN/MADD domain containing 1A (gene dennd1a). Gene Ontology annotation, cellular component: clathrin-coated vesicle; cytosol. Gene Ontology annotation, biological process: endocytosis; endocytic recycling. The record is from RefSeq and is a predicted model, not a curated record. Lineage: Eukaryota; Metazoa; Chordata; Actinopteri; Labriformes; Labridae. Gene Ontology annotation, molecular function: guanyl-nucleotide exchange factor activity; phosphatidylinositol phosphate binding.